CAAAUAUUUGCCUGUCCCCAAAUUAGUCUGAAGCCAGUGACUCUGGAGUGAAGUGUGUCUGCUGUGGAUGAAUCAAAAUGUCCAGUGGUCACAGGCUCCUGGUGAAGAACGCCAAACAGCUGGUUCUCAUCUGCAACAACGGAGAGAAAUACAAGAUCAAACAUGGGAUGCAAAAUCUUUGUGUGGUUGAAAAUGGGAGCGUGGUGAUUGGAAGUGACGGGCUGAUUAAAGCUGUGGGGCCUGCAGAGGGGAUCGCAGCUCAGUAUCCUGAAGCUUCCUUUGAUAAAGUGAUUGAUGCUACAGGGAUGUGUGUCCUGCCUGGGUUGGUUGAUGCUCACACUCAUCCGGUCUGGGCUGGUGACAGAGUGCAUGAAUUUGCAAUGAAGCUGGCAGGCGCCACCUACAUGGAUGUGCACCGUGCCGGUGGAGGGAUCCACUUCACGGUGGAGCACACUCGAGCUGCCGGCUCCUCCGAGCUGCUGGCCUCCCUCAGCAGCAGGCUGGUGCGGAUGCAGCGAGCAGGAACGACCCUGGUGGAGUGUAAGAGCGGGUACGGCCUGGAGCUGCAGACUGAGCUCAAGAUGCUGGAGGUGAUUGAGGAGGCCAGACGCACGCUGCCCAUCAACGUCUCCUCGACCUACUGUGGAGCCCACGCUGUGCCCAAAGGGAAGACGGUAGCAGAGGCCACAAAGGACAUCCUGCAGGUUCAGCUGCCUCGGCUCAAAGAGAAGAUGUCCGCUGGGACUCUGAGGGUCGACAACAUCGACGUGUUCUGUGAGCAGGGAGUGUUUGACCUCAGCUCGACUCGCUCCAUCCUGCAGGCCGGCAAAGACAUGGGCCUCAACAUCAACUUCCACGGGGACGAGCUUCAUCCCAUGAACUCUGCUCAGCUGGGUGCAGAGCUUGGAGCGUUAGCCAUCAGUCACCUGGAGGAGGUCACAGACGAGGGGAUCGCUUCCAUGGCAACAGCUAAAACCGCAGCUGUCCUUCUGCCGACCACAGCUUACAUCCUACGGCUGCCGCAGCCUCGGGCCAGACACAUGCUGGAAGCAGGAGUGAUUGUCGCCCUCGGCAGCGACUUCAACCCCAACGCCUACUGCUGCUCCAUGCCAAUCGUCAUGCACCUGGCCUGUGUCAACAUGAGGAUGUCCAUGCCUGAGGCUUUGACUGCGGCCACCAUCAACGCCGCCUACGCCCUCGGACGCUCCCACACACACGGCUCUCUGGAGGUCAACAAACAUGGAGACCUGCUGAUCCUCAAUACCACACGAUGGGAGCAUCUCAUCUACCAGCUGGGAGGACAUCAGGAGCUCAUCCGCUACGUCGUCAUCAAAGGCAACGUCAUCGUUGACAAUGACAAAACCAUGGACUUAUAACCAGAGUCUGAAACCCAGGUGGCGACUCAAACCUCUAUCAGUGAAUGUCUGAACACCACCUCAAGCUCAACCCAAACAAGACCAAGCUGCUCUUCUUUCAGGGAAGGCUUCCCUUUCCAAAACCUGUCCUUAACCACUGAGAAGACUGCAAGGACCCAGCUGUCCUCCCUGCCUACAUCUCUGUGAUCCAUAAAUAACAACAAACCACUCUGUAUCUCUUACUGUCUCUAAAUAUAGCUCUUGAGGCGGUGCUACAUAUUUGAUGAAGUUGCAUUAUUCUUACAAUUUUGGAUUGUAUCCACAUGAUUGAAUGAAACUGUUGUAAGUCACCUUGGAUGAACGCUUCAGCUAAAUAAAUGUGAUGUUAAAAAUGUGUGCUUAAUAAAGAGCUGCUUACCUGUAUG
Molecule: messenger RNA, 1780 nt
Organism: Epinephelus fuscoguttatus (brown-marbled grouper)
Lineage: Eukaryota; Metazoa; Chordata; Actinopteri; Perciformes; Serranidae
Gene: amdhd1
Product: amidohydrolase domain containing 1
Exons: 10
Coding region: 78-1376 (432 amino acids)
Cellular component (GO): cytoplasm
Molecular function (GO): imidazolonepropionase activity
Source: RefSeq, a predicted model, not a curated record